Paracoccidioides brasiliensis Pb18 is the source of this 4443-nucleotide messenger RNA. RefSeq lists its product as uncharacterized. Bases 1 to 4443 code for a protein of 1480 amino acids. The transcript has 2 exons. The record is from RefSeq and is a predicted model, not a curated record. Gene Ontology annotation, cellular component: nucleolus. Gene Ontology annotation, biological process: ribosome biogenesis.
AUGAAGUCUCCCGGUUCCGCCCAUCGAACUCUGCUAGAGCUUGAGAAAGGGACCAGUGGCCCCACAAGCCAACUGCUGGAAGCUGCGCGGGUAAUUGGGGUGGAUUUAUUUUCUCCAUGCGAUACAAGGGCCGCGGACAACAGAGGCACUCCAGCUGCUGGUGCGCAGGCCAAGAAGCAGAAAACCUCCGCGCCGAAGGAGGAAUGGGUCCUGCGAUGGCUUAUGAAACAAUUGCGAGCUUCCGCACAACAAGGGCAGCCACAGUCGAGCUAUAGACUAGAUGUGAAAACGUGGAUCCUUCUUCGACUGCUCUUUGAUCGUAUCCCCGUGAAAACAUUAGCGUUCAUUCUCACUGAAAAUAAAUUUCUGUCGAUACUGAAGGAUUCUUUGUAUGACUUGGCCAAUAACGCAUCGACUUUCCAUCCCGAGCGGCCGCCUACCGCACAGGAUUCACAACAAUCUGAAUCGACUGUGACGAUACAGGAAUCUCCUGUGCCUGUGGUAUCGAACAGAGGGAAGAAGAGAAAGCGGACUGAGAAUGGGGGGGAACUUGUGGAGCCGACUGGGAGUACAUCCGGUUCGUGGAUUGAUACGUUUUACGCCAUCUUGUAUUCCGUAAAAGCUCUUGUUGUUUUGUCGGAACAAGCCCCGGAAGAUAAAUCGACGAUGAAUUCACAGCUAAAGCUCGUGCUCAGAGGAGAGCCACAGUUAUCGGCGGCAAUUCUGGGACUCUCCUUUGAAUUAGCCCAAAAGGCAGUGGUGGAAUGGCAUACAGGGGUUUCCGAUUUUGGGAUACAGUUGCUAUUUGCCUUAUCCUCUGUGCUGGAUAUUUGGAGGCUUAGUUCUGAGCGUCUGGGUGACGGCACUGAUUUGCCAAGCAAUGAUACGUUCCAGCCGCUCUGUUUGUUAGAAGCAUUAAACAUCCUAACGGCUUUGCAACAUAUUCCUAGUGAAUCAGCCGAAGUUAACAGUUUGAGACAGGGCAUUGAACAACUUGUCGUCCUCCAUUUCAUCCUCCCUGUCCGCCAGUCAUUUUUCUCAGAACAUUCUAAAGAGUCUAGGAACGCCAAUGAUAAACUUGAUCCCGCCCAAGUUGAACUCGUCUUCAAGGAUAUUAGCUCACGUUGGAAACAGUCUCAGGAUAUCUCGAAUACAAAACUAUUGCCCAUGUUGCUGGACAUUGCCAUUCGUGCAGUUCCCAGAGACACCUUCAGGAGACAAGAAAACGAAGCUCCUUGGCUUGAGACACUUUUUGUGGUACUGUCGACCAUCGCCGGAUGCCCUUUAUUCGAGGACGUCGUUUGGAAUAAAACCCAUCGGCAUAUCCCGAUUUUUGAAAGCCUCUUACAAGUUACUAUCGAUAGGAAAGUAAACAUAUCUCUUGACACCGUAACCCUGUAUACGACUCGAUUUUCUGGUCUUCUCGACAUUCAAACCGAGCAGAUUGUCCAAUGGUCGUUAAUAUCGAAAAUAAUUCGGGCGGGAGUCGAUGUGUUUCUUCCCAACUCUGGAAUUGACGAGAGUAAUCAAUUGCUUAGCAACCUUCUUAGCCAAAUUACAUCGUUAUGGCUGGGUAACAACGUUAUUUCAAGUGAAAUAUACGAAAUUAUUAAAAUUGGCAUUGUUAUCCCUUUACUCAAAGGGUUUGCUUUUGCAAGGGAUAUUGGUUCAUUCCUGGAUAUCUGGUCAGAGCAACUGAAAUCCCUCGAAGCUGCUCGUUUAAAUGGGGCAGAUAUAUCCUACUUCUCUGUCUGGGAGGAUGAUGAUCUUGCAGCAGCGUAUAGACCGCUGGUCGCGGACCUUUUUUCGGAGAAUCAGACCAGAGAUCAUCUCCAAGAUAUUUUAACACAACACUCAUUCGAAAGCGAAAAGGACUCUGCAAACCAGUAUGCGGAUAUUGUGCUUCUCGAUGCUAUUUUGAGAUCACCAUUGCCUGACAACGACUCACUGAUCCGAGGCCAAUUAAUGGCCCAGAUUUUUAGUAUAAUAUCGAAAUCAAUAAGAUUGAAACAGAAACAGAAAUGGAGAUGGCGUCUCUGGCGCCUUUCUCAACGAUUUGGUGAUCAGCACGUCUUGUCAAUGGGUGAUUUGACCACCUAUCUUCGCAUGGACCUGCUACCUAACGCAGUAAGCUUAUUACAAACCUUUCAUAAGGGCUCUGAAUCCGGCAAAUCUAGAAACGAUUGUCUUGAAGCUUUCGAGGCUUUCAAACUUGUCGUGCUAGCUGCUGGAAAGCCAGAUAGUCCUCAGUACAGCGAAUUCUUGAAUACAAUAAUCCCGUCUAUUGUGCCUGCGUUUAACCAAGUUGCUAAAUCCACGGCACCCGCCUGGAAUGGGCGAGCAGAAACCAUGGUUUCACCUUCAACCGUGUGCAUUGGAUAUCUAGUUGCCCUGCUCGCGACACCCGUGGCCGUUUCUCGUCUUACAUCUGAAAACCGCAGCCUGCUAUUUAACAGUAUUCUCACAGCUGCGGAACAUUAUGAAUCAGAUGUAUUGGUUUCCGUCUCAGCGCAGACUACAAUAGAAAGUCAAUUACUCGAAAUAUGGCACUCAUUCGCUUCUCACGAUUGGUUACUAGGCGCACCCGCAGCGGUUUACGAAGUCGUUAAUACACUUUACCAUCAUCUCAAAGAAAGGAGUAUCCCUGACAAUCUAUUAAUAUCAAGCCUUUUGAGCAUUCCAACACGGUUAAUUCCACGUCACCAACGUGGCAUGCUCUUGGAUUUCUUACAGCACGCUAUGCUCCGGGGGCAGGUGAACUCUACGGAAUUGUGUACUGAUAUUCUGUCCUUGAUGACAAGGCUAGCAGACCUGCCCAAAUCAUCUGCCCAGCUCACAAGUGACUGGGAUGAAUUGUGGAAACUUUCGGAUGCCAUAUCCAGCAAGAAUGGGGAUUCGUGUGGUAUGCUUCCGUUUCAAUCAUUCCGCCAGCUAUAUCAAGUAAUCAUUGAUCGCGUUCUUGACUCGUCAGAUGUUCAGCGACAUUUAUACUUGCAGAAAACAUUUGAUAAAGUAUCUGCAACAGUACCUGAAUACGACAAGGUCAACUUCGAUACAAUGGAAUUCUUCAUGCUUGGUUUGUCGCUUCGAACACUUCGAGCCCAUCAAGAACACUUCGAUGGCGAACUCAAGGUCGAAAAUUUGAAUGCAUUGCGCGAGAGAGUAUUUAAUAUCCUCAUCUCGGGGUUACAGUCCGUGAACAAAGGGAUGAAGAAGAAUAAGGAACUGCUGGAUGUUAAUACAUUAACAGGGGUUCUGAAUGCGUUGGAAGAUUUUGAAGACUUGGUAAAGGCAAGUAAGGACGUCCAAAAGGCCAUUCGCAAACUUGAGGAGCGAAUGGAAACAGCAACCGAUGAUAUACACGUGGAAAGGCUUGUUAAGCGUCGCCUUGUCGCGUUUCAGAAGCCUGGCAAAGACCUCGACCAAAUCUUAAUGCAGUCUCUUUCGUUGUUCCCUAUAGAUCAGCUCCAUGGCGACGAACAGAAAUUGCAUGUACGAGAUAUCCACCUCAGACUCUCCUCUUUACCAGAGAAGAAACUCGUCAGUCUUAUACGUAAGGUUCGCGAGUCGGGCUUCUCAGGCAAAGAUGCUGCUCAUCGACUUCUACUUACUGGUAUCGCCAUCUCCUGUUUGGAGCCCAUUGAGGAUACAGAUGGCGAAGCAUCGCAGGAACUGUCCUCUCUUUUCACAGCAUUGUUAGCGUGCCUGGUUCAUAGUACCACUAUUGAGCCGUUUUCUCUUGCUACAGAGUGUCUUGAGAUGAUUCUCCGCAACAAAUCAAGGGGCAUCACACAGUGGAACAUAGACAAUACCCUAGGCACCCUAGCCGUCACAAUAUCCCCGUCAGGACCCAACAUUGCAGGGAAAUAUUCAAAAGUUAUCUAUACCCGUACCUGUCAUCUCUUAGGCCUUCUGUUCGGCCAAUACCGACAAAAGAUCAGCGGAAGAUUCCACCUAAUCCUACCAGUCAUACAACGCCUUCUCCGCCUCCUCUUCACGCCUGGCUCACGACCACAAAAGUCCUCCCGCUUUCAAUCGACCACCCCGCCAUGGGCCGAUGACAUCAAAACUCUCCAUCAACCUUCCAGCGCGACUCAAUUCACCCGCCUCCUAACAACGCUCUGCGACCCAACCGUCUCCGCCGUGCAACGGGGCCAUCGACUUAACAGCGGUCUCACUGACAAUACGAAAAAAGUGAAGAGUCUUGCCGGCCAACAUUUGCAAUAUCUUGUCAUGGAAUAUGCCAUGUGUCAGCUGCGGGGCCAACUGGCGCCGGAGGUGAAAGCGGCGCUGGUGCCUGGAUUUUAUGCUGUUUUGGAUGUGAUGUCGAAGGAGACGGUGAGGGGGAUGAAUGCAGCAAUGGAUUCAUCGAGUCGUGCGGUGUUUAAGGGGCUGUAUGAUGAUUAUAUGCGGUUUGGGAAGUGGAAUCAUGGUGAUGGAUAG